CGACCUAGAGCCCCAGCCAUCCUUCUACUAUUGGCAUUGCUGCAGCUCUAUUUGGGUGGUAGCAAAAUCAAUUGUGCAACGCUUCCUGAUAACAACACUGAUGUGCUCUGGCUGCCAACUUUCAGGCAUGGGAUCAGUUCUGAUCCCUCCGGAUGGUUCAGCUCUUGGAACUCUAGCGCUAACCACUGUCUAUGGCGCGUGGUGGUGCUUGAACACUUUGGACUAAACCUGGCCGGCCAAAUCAGCUCCUCCAUUGGGAACCUUACGUUCCUCAGAACCGUGAACCAAUCCACGAAUGGCUUCUCUGGCCGGUUACCUCCUAUGAACCAUCUGCAAAAACUCGAAGUCCUUGACCUGAGCGUCAACCGGUUGCAUGAUAGUAUCUCAGAUGCAAUUAUCAACUGCUCCAGCUUAAGGGAAAUCGAUCUUAAUACAAACUUCCUAGUAGGCGAAAUUCCUCCAAAAGUAGGCCUCCUCUCCAAUCUCUCACUUUUGCGACUUUGCUGGAAUAAUCUCACCGGGAUCAUCCCGCCAAUCCUCGGCAACAUCACAAGCAUACAAAGACUUGGCCUUGCGUACAAUAAUCUAACUGGACGUAUUCCUAAUGAGUUUGGGAAACUGACAAAUGUGUGGAGGUUGAACCUAGGGGGAAAUAGGUUGUUAGUUGGAUUCCCUUGGUUUCUCUUCAAUCUUUCUAAAUCUCUUCAAAUAUUAGGCUUGGAGUCAAAUAUGCUAAACAAUACACUACCACCUACCAUAGGCAACGACCUACCAAAUCUCCAAGAGCUUUACUUGAAUAGCAACAUGUUUGAAGGUCAAAUACCGGCUUCACUAGGCAAUGCUACAUGGCUGCAAACGCUAGAAUUAGGAAAUAACAAUUUCACUGGUGAAAUUACAAGCUCUUUAGGCAAACUUUCAAAACUUCAUUUAUUAUACCUUGGGUUUAACAAUCUUGAAGCUAUUGAAAGCCAAAUCUGGGAAUUCUUUAGCGCGUUAACAAACUGCACUAGUCUCGAAGCACUGUCGCUAUAUGAAAAUCAGCUACAUGGAGCUAUACCGAAUAUGAUAGGUAACUUCUCCCGUAGCCUCACUAAAUUAUAUCUUGGUCGAAACAAUCUUUUGGGGAAGUUGCCCCCAAGCAUAGGGAAUCUUGGAAGCUUGUUUUCUCUAGUACUUGAAGAUAACAAUUUAACAGGUACGAUUGCACAAUGGAUUGGGAAGCUAACACAGUUACAAAUUCUUUCCCUCCAAGCGAACAGCUUCAUUGGGACAUUGCCAUCAUCCCUUGGCCAGCUUACUCAGUUGACAUAUCUCGAUCUAGGAAACAAUAAACUUGGAGGCCCUAUACCACCCGCCUUAGGGAACUUGAAACAACUCUCGCUUUUAGACCUUGGUCAGAACAAUCUUGAGGGUAACAUACCUAUUCAGGUUGGUAGCCUUACAUCACUUUACAAACUAGAUCUUUCGUCAAACAAUCUUACUAGUAAAAUUUACUGA
Molecule: messenger RNA, 1497 nt
Organism: Triticum aestivum (bread wheat)
Lineage: Eukaryota; Viridiplantae; Streptophyta; Magnoliopsida; Poales; Poaceae
Product: LRR receptor-like serine/threonine-protein kinase EFR
Exons: 1
Molecular function (GO): protein binding
Source: RefSeq, a predicted model, not a curated record